CGCAGCCGGAGCCGAGCCGGGACUGUCGCGCGGGCCGCGCCGGCGAUGCCGCGCCCCCGGGCCGGGCUGUAGCGGGGCCGGGGCGGAGUGCGCGCCGGGCAGGCCGGACAUGGAGGUGGUGGACGAGACGGAGGCGCUGCAGCGCUUUUUCGAAGGCCACGACAUCAAUGGUGCCCUGGAGCCCUCCAACAUCGACACCAGCAUCCUGGAGGAGUACAUCAGCAAGGAGGAUGCCUCUGACCUCUGCUUCCCUGACAUCUCUGCUCCAGCCAGUGCGGCCUCCUACCCCCACGGGCAGCCGGCCAUCCCGGGCUCCAGCGGGGGCCACCACCUGAGCCCCUCUGGGGGCGGACCCUCCCCGGGGCGCCACGGCCCCCUCCCCGCCCCGAGCUACAGCGCCCCGCUCAACUGCAACAACAACAAUGCCAUGGGCACUGCUCCCAAGCCCUUUCUGGGGAGUUCUGGGCCCCCCAUCAAGGCAGAGCCCAAGGCUCCCUAUGCCCCAGGCACACUGCCGGACUCUCCCCCAGACUCGGGCUCCGAGGCCUACUCCCCCCAGCAGGUGAAUGACCCCCAUCUCCUGCGCACCAUUACCCCUGAGUCCCUGUGCCACGUGGGAGUGCCCUCCCGCCUGGAGCACCCACCUCCACCUCCAGCCCACCUACCAGGCCCUCCGCCGCCCCCGCCACCCCCGCCUCACUACCCUGUCCUGCAGCGGGACCUGUACAUGAAGGCCGAGCCCCCGAUGCCCCCCUACGCUGCCAUGGGGCAGGGGCUGGUGCCCACGGAUCUCCACCACACACAGCAGUCCCAGAUGCUACACCAGCUGCUGAAUCAGCACGGAGCUGAGCUCCCCACACACCCCUCCAAGAAGAGGAAGCACUCCGAAUCACCUCCCAACACCCUUAAUGCCCAGAUGCUGAAUGGAAUGAUCAAACAGGAGCCCGGGACCGCGACGUCCCUGCCCCCGCACCCAGCUCGAGCCCCUUCCCCACCCUGGCCUCCCCAGGGCCCACUCUCCCCCGGCCCCGGCUCCUUGCCCCUCAGCAUCGCCCGGGUCCAGACGCCACCUUGGCACCCACCGGGUGCACCCUCACCAGGUCUCCUGCAGGACAAUGAUAGCCUUAGUGGCUCCUACCUGGAUCCCAACUACCAAUCCAUCAAGUGGCAACCGCAUCAGCAGAACAAGUGGGCAACGCUGUACGACGCAAACUACAAGGAGCUGCCCAUGCUCACCUACCGCGUGGACGCUGACAAGGGCUUCAACUUUUCGGUGGGCGACGACGCCUUCGUGUGUCAGAAGAAGAACCACUUUCAGGUGACCGUAUACAUCGGCAUGCUGGGGGAGCCCAAGUACGUCAAGACGCCCGAAGGCCUCAAGCCCCUUGACUGCUUCUACCUGAAACUGCACGGAGUGAAGCUGGAGGCCCUGAACCAGUCCAUCAACAUUGAGCAGUCACAGUCCGACCGAAGCAAGCGGCCCUUUAACCCUGUCACGGUCAAUCUGCCUCCUGAGCAGGUCACGAAGGUGACUGUGGGGCGUUUGCACUUCAGCGAGACCACUGCCAACAACAUGCGCAAGAAGGGCAAACCUAACCCUGACCAGAGGUACUUCAUGCUGGUGGUGGCGCUCCAGGCCCAUGCACAGAACCAGAACUACACGCUGGCUGCCCAGAUCUCAGAGCGCAUCAUCGUGAGGGCCUCCAACCCAGGCCAGUUUGAGAGUGACAGCGACGUGCUGUGGCAGCGGGCGCAGGUGCCCGACACUGUCUUCCACCAUGGCCGCGUGGGCAUCAACACGGACCGACCCGACGAGGCGUUGGUCGUGCACGGCAAUGUCAAGGUCAUGGGCUCGCUCAUGCACCCCUCCGACCUGCGGGCCAAGGAGCACGUGCAGGAGGUGGACACCACGGAGCAGCUGAAGAGGAUCUCACGCAUGCGGCUGGUGCACUACAGAUACAAGCCUGAGUUUGCAGCCACCGCAGGCAUCGAGGCCACGGCACCAGAGACGGGUGUCAUCGCCCAGGAGGUGAAGGAGAUCCUGCCUGAGGCCGUGAAGGACACUGGAGACGUGGUCUUUGCCAAUGGGAAAACCAUAGAGAACUUCUUGGUGGUGAACAAGGAGCGCAUCUUCAUGGAGAACGUGGGUGCCGUGAAGGAGUUGUGCAAGCUGACGGACAACCUGGAGACGCGCAUCGACGAGCUGGAGCGCUGGAGCCACAAGCUGGCCAAACUGCGGCGGCUGGACAGCCUCAAGUCCACUGGCAGCUCGGGUGCCUUCAGCCAUGCCGGGAGCCAGUUCAGCCGGGCGGGCAGCGUCCCCCACAAGAAGAGGCCCCAGGUGGCCAGCAAGUCGUCAUCUGUGGUCCCAGACCAGGCCUGCAUCAGCCAGCGCUUCCUGCAGGGAACCAUCAUUGCCCUGGUGGUGGUCAUGGCCUUCAGCGUGGUGUCCAUGUCUACACUGUAUGUGCUGAGCCUGCGCACCGAGGAGGACCUGGUGGAAACCGAUGGCUCUUUUGCUGUGUCCACUUCCUGUCUUCUGGCCCUGCUCCGGCCCCAGCACCCUGGGGGGAGUGAGGCCAGGUGCCCAUGGUCCAGCCAGAGCUUUGGGACCACUCAGCUCCGACAGUCGCCUGUGACCACCGGGCUGCCAGGCACACGGCCCUCUUUGCUGCUGGUUACCACCGGCCUGAGCAGCUCAGCCCCAGGCCCUGUCAUCCCCACUUUGGACCUGUGCUCCAGCCGCCCUUGUCCAGUCAUCUGCUGUUCCUCCUCCACCCCCAGCCCUACCCCUGCCCCUAGUCUUGGCUCCAGCUUUAACCCUGGCCAUGGCCUCAGCCCCAGUCCCAGCCCCUCCACCAACCGCUCAGGCCCCGGCCAGAUGGCCCUCCUACCAGUCACCAACAUCAGAGCCAAGUCCUGGGGCCUGUCGGCCAAUGGUAUUGGCCACUCCAAGCAUCCAAAGAGCUCAGAGCCUCUGGCCAGCCCUGAAGUCCCCUUCCCUGGAGGGCAGGGCAAAGCCAAGAACAGCCCCAGCCUUGGUCUCCACGGCCGGGCCCGCAGAGGGCUUCCCCAGCCCGGCCUGAGCCCUGCUCGGCCCACUCGGGCCCAGGGCCAGCCAGCCUCUCUCCUUGCAGACCCAGUGCCCUCCCUGACCUCCAUCCAGGUGCUGGAGAACUCAAUGCCCAUCACUUCCCAGUACUGCGCUCCAGAGGAUGCCUGCAGGCCCGGAAACUUCACCUACCACAUCCCUGUCAGCAGCGGCACCCCGCUGCACCUCAGCCUGACUCUGCAGAUGAACUCUUCGUCUCCCGUGUCUGUGGUGCUGUGCAGCCUGAUGUCAAAGGAGCAGCCGUGUGAGGAGAGGGACUUUCCACAGAGCCUGCACACCUACCAGGACACCCAGGGCACGUCCCACCAGUGGCCAGUGACCAUCCUGUCUUUCCGAGAAUUCACCUACCACUUCCGGGUGGCACUGCUGGGUCAGGCCAACUGCAGCGUGGAGGCCCCGGUCCUGCCGGCCACAGACUACUAUUUCCACUUCUACCGCCUGUGUGACUGAGCUGCCCUCCCCAAGGCAGCACCACACCACGGCCCGGGUCCCCGGGCGCCCCUUCCACACUGGACGCGGUGGUGUUACACUGGAGCCGCUGCCCACCAGCUCUCUGCUCACUGGCACCCCCUUGGAGAGACUGAACCGGGCCUGGCCCUCCCCACGACUAGUGAAACUGGAAGUCCUCACACUGGAGUUGCUGUCCCUGCCGGUCGCCCCUCACACGUCGCGGAGGGAGCCAGAGGGACCUCCUGGGGCCAGGCCGGGGCCAGUUCCUAUCUGUCCAGUUAUGGUGGUUGGAGGGCCGGCCUCAGGUACCCUGGCGGCAAGGGUAAGCCUGUGACUGUCCAGAGCCUACCUCCCACCCUCCCCUUUUGAGACUGGGAGCCCCCCCUCUUUUGGAGAGGGGACCUGCUGACCUUGCUAUCAGCUGGGGACUUGGACGGAGCCCUCAAAGACUCGGCUGGAUCCAUGAGUCGGCGGAGAGUAUGCAGCCAUCACCCUCACAGCUGCUCCCUGCGGGGUGGCGAGGUGGUGGACUUUUUGGGGUUUGACUGUUACGCUGGACUUGGGACUUUUAAGCUUUAAGUGUGGCCCAGGAGGUCUCUUCUCCCUGGGAACACGGGCUCCCAAGAGCUCCCAGGGCAGCUGGAGCCAGCCCUGGAUGGGUUGGAAAGACUGACCAUGUGCCUUAUGUACAUUUCGUGCCCAGCUGAACCAGUGAGGGAGGUGGGGCGGUGGGCGAGGUAAGCCCCGGACCCUUGAACCUGGAGUAUCCUGAAGUUCCCUGUGAGCCCCCCCACCAAGACGGUGUCGGGGCCCCAAGGGCUGGGUUCCUGGGAGUUUCCAGAGCUUUGCAGCAGUAUCCGGGACCCAUCAUUCUCUCUGAGCAGGGGAGCAGGAAUCCAUGCCAGGCAGCAGGCUGGUCUUGGCUGGUGUGUGGAUGCAGAGUUGUUGCUGUUAUUAACGAAAUAAUUACUAAAAUGCACUUAAGCCAGAGCGGGGGUGGAGGUUGGAGAUGGUAAAGCCCGGAGAAGUGCAGAGCCCAGGGGGACAGGGGGACACUUGCAGAGACAGGGGCCUGGCUCUGAUCCAUCCCAGGGAGGCUUGAGACCUCCAGCUCACUCCCGACCACCAAGACUCUGGCUUCCCCCUUCACUCUUGUCUCCUGGUCACCUGGUCUCCCCAGAUCAAGGGCUCCCAUGGUGGGUUCGGAGAGCUGAGCUGGAGCGACCCAGGCUCGGCAGCAGGCCCCGUCUCCACUCACUCCUCCCAGAGAUGGAGCAGUGGGCUUGUGUUAGGAAGAAGUCUUAUCUCAAGUGCCAAUGUUAAGUUAACCUUUCUUAGUGGGUGCCUGGAGCACUGAGGCCACAUCCAGGCUCACAGAAGAAUGUGGAAAUCACUGAGCCACGUCCGCAUGGGCCUGGGAAUUGCGGUCCCUGCCCUGUGGUAUCCUGCCACCUCUUUGGGAACCAGGCCUUACCCCUCUCUGAAGUCUCAUUCUCAACUUUGAAUGGGAGGCCUUCCUAUGGGGAGCUGGGUCUUGAAGCCUGGGAACUGUGGGCCCCCUUCCGGCAUGGGUCACAAAGCACUUACCCUUAGGGGAGUUGGGGGAUGGCAGGGAUACCUCGCCUCCCAGCCCCUUCCCCAGCGUGGCUCCACUCCUUCAUUCUGACAUAGGAAUCCCACGGUUCCCCACACCACGCAGGGGGCCAGGCCUUCCUUAGGACUACUCUGUUCUCCCUCCCCCAGAGUGGGGGAAACCCUCCCGAAAUGCCUUAAAAACUGCUGAGCCCCACCCUUUGUAAUAGGAUUCUGGGGCUUCCUCAGUGAGGGUGCCUGGCCUUGGACUGUGGCCCCUCAGUCCUGAACUGGAAAGUGACCCUCCGCUGCCCCCUGGAGCCCUUCUGGACACAGCAUUGCCCCAAUCUGGUUAGCAGCUGGCUGUUUCCAUGCCUGAGGAGGGGUCCUCAGUGCGAGGAUUGGGGCCAAGCUGGGGCUCCAAGCUGCUUGAGAGGGGGUCAACCUUGGACCAAAGUCGCCUUAAGCCCAGUAAGGUAGAUGGGCUUCAGGGAAGGGGAGCGGGUCACCUGCUGGAGGCUGACAGCUGCCCGGCUGGCACUGGUAAGUGGGUGUCUUGGUUCCAUUCCCUACAUGGGGUCCAGCAGCCGCCCCUCCCCUCCCCUCCCCUCCGGCAUUUAUUCCCAUAGUCGCGGGGCUAAUCUCCCCGGAGCUUCAAGCUGUACAUAGGGCCUCUCAACGCACAAGUCCCUCUGCCCACGUUAUACCCGCCCCCAUAAAAGCCCGCGUGUGCAUACAGCGUCCCUCCCUCCCAGUUAACUCCCAGUUCCUGUCCCUGAGUGCUGACUCAUAUUUAUCACGUACCAACUCUGACUCUGGAGUGGGCACAGGGAGGCAGCCCUGGGCCUGCUUGCUUCCUGUCCCCGUCCUUUUCUUCUGAAGUAAAUAUACGUAUAUAAAUAAAUGUAUAAAUAUGGCUUUGUAUCUGA
Molecule: messenger RNA, 6063 nt
Organism: Felis catus (domestic cat)
Lineage: Eukaryota; Metazoa; Chordata; Mammalia; Carnivora; Felidae
Gene: MYRF
Product: myelin regulatory factor
Biological process (GO): central nervous system myelin maintenance; protein autoprocessing; positive regulation of DNA-templated transcription
Cellular component (GO): endoplasmic reticulum membrane; nucleus
Molecular function (GO): sequence-specific DNA binding; DNA-binding transcription factor activity
Source: RefSeq, a predicted model, not a curated record